Molecule: messenger RNA, 2900 nt
Organism: Oncorhynchus tshawytscha (Chinook salmon)
Lineage: Eukaryota; Metazoa; Chordata; Actinopteri; Salmoniformes; Salmonidae
Gene: baiap2l2b
Product: BAR/IMD domain containing adaptor protein 2 like 2b
Exons: 14
Coding region: 317-1816 (499 amino acids)
Biological process (GO): positive regulation of actin filament polymerization; plasma membrane organization; actin filament bundle assembly
Cellular component (GO): cytosol; nucleoplasm
Molecular function (GO): protein binding
Source: RefSeq, a predicted model, not a curated record
AGAGGCUGAUUAACGAGUGGGAGAAAGAGGGAGCGAGAGAAAGGAGCUAUCACAACAGGUUGUUGGUGGCAGAAAGAACAAGGGAACAACGAGGCAGAAGGAGGAGUGGGUUAAUAGCCAAGGUGACUUUCACUAUCAAAAGAAAAGCAGCCUGUAACUGAAUACGCUGAUUAGUACCUAGCUAGCCGACUACCAACUAAAUUGUUUUAUUUCUUAACUUUCAACUAGUACUCUGGAGUGUAAAGAGAAUAGUUUAUUCAUGUAUUUUUCCUAAUUAUUAUUCCGUUUUUGUUUUGUGGAAAUCGAAGCGGUUACUAUGUCGGGGGCGAACAGUGAUCAGUUACAUAGGUCUACAUUGUCUGUGUACGCGAACCUGAUGGAACAGUUCAACCCAGGCCUACAGACGCUAGUUACAUUAGGAAACAGCUAUGUCAAGGCUUUCCAAGCCUUGGCUGUUACCAGUGAGGCUUACUUUAGUGCUGUAGCGAAGAUGGGAGAACAGGCCCUUCACACACUCUCCUCUCGUUCACUUGGAGAUGUCCUGGUACAGAUAUCUGAGACGCAGAGAAGACUCACAGCUGAGAUGGAGGGAGUGAUUCGAUGGUUCCAGGUAGAAGUUUUACAGGCCAUGGAGAAGAAUGUCAAGUUGGAUGAAGAGUACAUUGACGGCAGUCGCAGGGUGUAUGAGCUGGAGGUGAGGAACCAGGCAGAAGCUCUGGAGAGACAGCUGAGAAGAGGAGCCUUCAGAGACUCACUGGAGCACAGUGAGUACAUGCAGUACCUGAGACAGAGUCAACAUGACAUUAUGAAGGAGGAGGAGAGGAGAUAUCGCUUCCUGGCAGAGAAACACUGCGGACUGACACAGUCACUGCUCUUCCUCAUCAACAAGACAGGGGCUUCCCUACAGCAGAAGGCUGAUGGAUGGAAGGAGAAAGUGAACGAGACACGAGGCUCCAGACCCCGUAGCCCCACCCACCCUGACCAGGAGGAACAGCUGUGUGGCUCAGUGAGCUCUCUGCUGCAGACAGUAGAUGAGGACAGAGACAUGUCUUGGGCCAGGAGAGAACAGCAGGCCCUGGGGAGAGUGCCCUCUAGAGCCCCGUCCCCCCUCCACAGCCGAUCCCGCUCCUCCUCAGUGGGUGAGUCUCUGGGUCUGGGUGGGGGUAGGACCAUGAGAGCCCUGGUGUCCCACCCACCCUCCUCCAACCCCAAACUCCUACCCUUCACCCGGGGAGAGAUGGUCACCGUGUUGGUCCAGGAGCCGAGGAAUGGGUGGCUGUAUGGGAGAACGGAUAGCAGCCUACGCCAGGGCUGGUUCCCAGCAGCUUAUGUUUCUUCUAUUGAGGAGUUCUCUAACCUCUUGGGAUCCAGUGGCACUUCCUUGAGGAGCCACAGCAUGAACAACCUAUUGGAUCCCUCUGACACCUCCAUGGGCCAAUCAGAAAAGGCCUACGGUGAUGUGGCGCCCCCUACCACACCCACUCGCAGGGCCUCCGUCGACUUCCGACCAAUCUCUCCCCUCCCUGAGAGGAGGGCGGAGCCAGAGAUUGUGACGAGAACAAAUAGCCUGAAAGGCUACAAUGAGCUCCCGCCCCCUCCUCCUCCGCCCCCGCCACCUCCAACAACAAUGUUCCGGAGGGGGUCAGCUGACUGUCGACCAAUCCAGCCUACUUUCCCGGAGAGGACAGCAGAAUCAUUGUCACCCCUUGGAGCUUCUGGAGAAAACCUACUCUUUCCCAGGGGAACCAACCCCUUUGCGACAGUGAAGCUUAAACCAACAACCACCAAUGACAGAUCAGCACCCAGGACCCACUGACCAAUCAGCACAGAGAUGUCGACGUCAAGAAAAGCUGACGUCCUUGAGUUUGGCAUUGAGUCUAUUUUUAGAGAAAUGAUGUAGAUCGUCUAAUCGUGUAAAAAUAUAUAUAUUUAUUUGUACUAUUAUGCGAUUUAAGAAUAGCACUUUGUCACAUUGUUUGUGUGUUUCGAUAGAUUUUCCAAUGGUUUACUAAUGGUUCGAUCUAGGAUGCUUUUAUUGUGAAAUAGAUACUUUAAUUUUGAAAAUAUCUAAAUGAAUCGUCUCAUUUGUGCAUCCCUUGUUCUACAGUAUAUUAGUGUCCAGUCUAGUUUAUAUUAAAUCAUUAAAUAAUAAGAAAUAAAAUAGUCAUUUUACUCAAGGUGUUUUAUUUCUUAGUAUUUCUUAUUUUGAAUAAUUUCUCUCUCUUCACCACUCUACCUCUUUAUUUAUACAUCUCAUCACCAGACGAGAGAGGAAGGAGGAAAUGAGGGAGGGAGAACAGGAAGGAGGGUACAAGUAUAUGUGAGGUGGAAAAAAGAAAGAAUGAGAGACACAGGUUGUUUUGGUUCAGUCCCCAAAAAAUGGCACUCUAUUAAAGAUAGCACCCUAUUCCCUUUUGGCACCCUUUGGAAGUAGUGCACUAUAAAGGGAUUAGGGUGCCAUUUGAGUAAGGUGACAUAGGGUCCAUAGAUGGCUAGAGAGGAAAGGGAAGGUGUCUGGUACAUUAUAUCUACAGGAAAGGUUUUCUUUUAAAAUGAGACAGUCAUGAGGUUUUCAAAUCAAUACAGGACAUAUAUACAGGAUGUUGGUGUGGUAGAAAAACAUACAAAUAAAUACAGUAGUGCUUGUUGGGGAGUCCCCUCUCUACCUCCCCUGGUGGACGUAUCUGGUACUGUUUCUGGUUAGAGAGACUGGGCCUGCGUGGUGUGGAGUAGGGUGAAGUAGCCUUGACGCUGAUCUUGGGUCAGUUGGCAUUUUUCCCCGACUAAUGGUUAAGGUUGGGAGGAUUGGGGAAGGUAAUCCUAGAUCUGUGUCGAGGAGAAACUUCACCCUGGACUGGAUGGUGCUUUUUGGGUGACGGGGGGGGGGGUUGCAUUUAAAA